GUUUUGUUUAAUUUUGCUAUUUUGUACUUUUCUUUGUUCGGACUGUCUGCAGAGUGGUCUCUUGCCAUGGCCAAGAGGCCGCUCAUAUUCUUGCGGCUUCCGCUUCUCUUCCUGAUAUUCUCGAGCUGUGCUUGGGUCGGUAAUGUGGUGGCAGACGGGCCGGCACCGGUUAUUGUGCAGGGGCGGGAUGGCGUUGGAGGAGCGGGAGGGCCCGAGCCGGUAUGGGCAGGGGUGGUCGGAGGGGCGGUCGGCUGGGUGGAGGAGGAUCGGGACGGAUGCCAGGCCAUGAUCACUCCGCCCCCGUCGCUCCUGGGCCGGCAGGACCAGGGACAGAUCCAGGCGCUGAGCGAGCAGCUGCAGCGGAUCAGCGACCAGUUCCGCUCGGUCAGCCAGGCGAGCCAACAGGUGAGCCAGUCCAGUCAGCAGCUCAGCCAGUCGCUCCAGCAAGCCACGCAGCGGCUCAGCCAGACAGAGCAAGAGCUGGCGAGCGCCCGCCUGCAGCAGGGGGCCGCCGAGUCUGCCUCGCGGUCCAUGUCGCAGGCCUCGGCGGAGGCGUCGCGCCGGGCGGACGAGGCGAUCAGGUCGAUAUCGCAGAGCGCCAGCAGCGCCAUCUCGGCGAGCAUGGCGAGCCUCGCGAGCUCCAUGGGCGCCAGCUUCUCGAGCGCCCUCCAGCUGGCAAGCCAGAGUGCGGCCGACGCGUCGAGGUCUGCGGCGAGCGUGGCACAGAAGGCGCAGGAGGACGCCACGGCGCUGAGGGAUGAAGCCAACUCGCAGAUCCAGCGGGCCCAGGGCGCCGCGCUCUCGGUCACACAGACGGCCCUGGCGGUGGUGGGCGGCAUCAUCGGCUCGUCGCUGCUCACCGGCGUCGUCUUCGUGGUCGUCCUCCGCCGCCGGCGCACAAAGCGCCGCCAACGCGACCGCGGGAUGGGAAGCGGCGAGGGCAACGUCGGCAAUAUCGGCCAUCCACCACCGACGGGCACCUCCAACAAGGCCUACUCGGUCUCCUCGGCCAAGAAGGGCUACGCGGCAAGUGACGACGGCAGGAGCAGCAGUAGGAGCAGGAGCAGGAGCAGCAGCAGCACCUACAGUACCGACGCCGACGGGUUCCGGUUCCCUACCGGCGUCCAACAGCCGCCGGCAGCCAUGACUACUGAUACUGGGGGAGGAAUAUCUAGAAAGCGCAUCUCCCCGGCAGCCGCCGCCAGGGUGGGCUACGCGGUCAGCUACUACGGUCUGCGACCCUCCCGCGCAUCCCGCGAGGAGGCGGCGGGAGCAACAGCAGCAGCAGCAGUAUCAUCAACGACAUUCCGGCUCGGAAAACCACCCCCGCCUAGGGGAGCAACAGGAGCAUCAUCGUCGUCAUCAUCAUCACCAUCAUCGUCAUCGUCAUCGUCAGCUUCAGAAGCGAAGGGCGGAAAGUUUACCGUCUCACCCAACUCGGGAUUCAAAUUCAACCUUGAAAACACCCAACCCAGCACUACGCAACAGCAGCAGCAGCAGCAGCAGCAGCAAGAGAAGGAGGAGAAGGAGGAUGAGAAAUCGGGGAAGAGGAGAACCACCGGCUCGGACGGGAAUAGCCAGCCGAGUCUGACCCUGGACCGGUGGUUGCGGGACGGGACGAACGUCAGCCCGUUCCCGAUGCUGAAGGGCAAGGUGAUGGAUUAAAGCCGUGGUGUGGGUGCGGGUGCGCGUGCGCGUGCGUUAAGGCAUCUUAUCCGGGCAGGAUGUGGUGAGGUUUCCAUGGAGACUAGGUCCUGUGUGAUUUUGUAAUGUCAAUAUACCCGAUCAUCUUACGCAUGCC
Thermothelomyces thermophilus ATCC 42464 is the source of this 1801-nucleotide messenger RNA. RefSeq lists its product as uncharacterized. The transcript has 2 exons. Lineage: Eukaryota; Fungi; Ascomycota; Sordariomycetes; Sordariales; Chaetomiaceae. The coding region runs from base 67 to 1665 and encodes 532 amino acids. The record is from RefSeq and is a predicted model, not a curated record.